AUGUCAGAAGUAAGACCGUUCCGACUUAUUGUAGGGAAAAGGCAAAAAAAGAUUCAAAAUGUCUUCAGUGACAAGGUGCACGGAGAAGGAGGCGCCUCUGGAGGAGUCACUAGAAUUGAGUCGGUCAGGAUUGAGGAUACAUACUGCAUAAAUUCCACAUCCUUCUUAAGUCCAGCCAUAGUCUCUGGUGCUAAAACAACUUCCAGAUCGACGCUCCCAUUUCCUUCACGCCCUGGGAAUGCCGAGAUCUUGCCAUCAAAUUUAUUGGUCCUACCGCUUCGCACUGCAAUGGGUUGUCCCCACCCAAAAUCAUUAUCAUACAUUGGAAACCUUGGGGAGCUUCCCAUGGUGAUCAUCGCGCCGUCAAAGUUCCCCAGCGGAAACAGCCUUGGAUUACUCUCCCAUUCCUCGACACCCCGUCGCACCGUGGAAUCGUCAUGCGCCAACACAUUUCGAUGCAGCCGAUCCGCACCCCAGGACGGGUCGUUGCCCAGCAGCUCCUCCACUCAAGCCACGAAAACGCAAGGCGUUGACCUUUCCGACGGCCGAGACUGUGGCCCAAGUGAAGAUGGAGGAAGCCAUGAUGGGAACGCACGCGAACAGGAGGUGCUCCAAGGCCAGGACGAUGGUGGGAUACUCGAUUUGGAUCCACUUGAAUUGGAGGGAGACCAAGACCCCUAUCAAGAAAUUGGUAAGGGCGCAGGCGAAGGAGGCGAGGAGACCGAGGGAGACGGAAUUGAAGGUGGAGAGCAGGAGGGAGGAGCUGAAGAAGAAGGCGAUCUGAGCAGCGAUGAGGGAGAACCAGACGGCGAAGAAAGAGCCAGGCUUGAAGGCCGCCACCCCUCUUCUAUGAGAGCUGAGCAAGAAAUUCUUUUGUUUUCAUUUUGGGUUUUGAGUGGGUAUUUCUUAUGA
Molecule: messenger RNA, 912 nt
Organism: Coffea arabica (coffee)
Lineage: Eukaryota; Viridiplantae; Streptophyta; Magnoliopsida; Gentianales; Rubiaceae
Source: RefSeq, a predicted model, not a curated record